GCAUUUGUCAAUUAUUGGACACAAGCUAGUAUAUAAGAGCAGAAGGGAACUGCUUUACAAUCAGUUUCUAAAAUUACGAGAUAGUUCUAGUUCCAACGAUUUUUGUAUCCUAUAUUUGCGGCAACUAAAAUAAAUAGCACAACAUGUCGAAGCUGCUGCUGGUUCUUUGUAUCGUCUUCCUGGCCGUGAGCGUCAUUAUCGCUUGCAAACCAGCGGGUGUUCCAUGCUUAACAGACAGCGACUGUUGUCCACUUCUGGGAUGUAAUCCUUGGGCGGGCCGUUGCACGAAAAAAAUUCCCGUCAGCCCAGCCGGUGGGGCUCAACCUGGGAUGGCUGGGCAAUAAACAAUGACCUGACGUUUUAUUCUAAUUGAUAAAUUUGCUCCUUAAACUCACCAUGGUACCAAAAUUAUUGGCGCGUUUGAAAUAGAAAUAAAGUAGUAUUCAUUGAAA
This is a messenger RNA of Belonocnema kinseyi, 452 nucleotides long. RefSeq lists its product as uncharacterized. NCBI's taxonomy places the organism in Eukaryota, Metazoa, Arthropoda, Insecta, Hymenoptera, Cynipidae. The record is from RefSeq and is a predicted model, not a curated record. Bases 144 to 344 code for a protein of 66 amino acids. The transcript is spliced from 3 exons.